Molecule: messenger RNA, 3132 nt
Organism: Aphis gossypii (cotton aphid)
Lineage: Eukaryota; Metazoa; Arthropoda; Insecta; Hemiptera; Aphididae
Exons: 4
Coding region: 348-2285 (645 amino acids)
Source: RefSeq, a predicted model, not a curated record
CUCGAGGCUUGUGCAGUUUCUGAUAACUGUUGUCAUUUAAAAGUAACUAAGGAGUUAUGUUAAAUGUUUCAAAUCUAUACAAAUACAAAAUUGUGUUAAUCAUGUGUCCUUGAUGAAAAAUAACUAAUAGGAUAGUAAUUAAUCGUCUGGUCAUUUCGUUUGAAAAUAAAUAACAGUCUAGCCAGUCUGGUUAUAAAACUGAAACAUGUUAUUUCAAAAAAAUACAAUUGGAUGUGUUAUCGUUAUUGACGUCCGAAGGAUUCGAAUUGUUACCUACUUACUUACAACUUAGCGUUUGGCGACAAUAAUAGUACAGACAAGACUGCAGGCUGAACUCCGGAACAGUCAUGGCGGCUACAUUUUUAUGGAUAACAAUUAUUCACAUUUUACUGUGGAACUUAAUAUUUUCUGAAACUGAGGGUAUUGAACUAAAUGGGGCGGAAGAUUUAUUAUUGAAUAGUUUUCGUGAUCGAGUACGGUAUUCAACACAUAUUUGUGAUCGUUUAAAUAAUUCACCACCACCACUGGUUGCUUAUCAUAACAAUGAAGAACUUUUAUCUAGUCCAGAUAGUGAUGUUAAUUUGGAAAAUCCGGGUUUAAUUAAGGAUUUGACUAAAGGAGUAAAUCCUGUAAAAAGACACGUUAGUUUACGAUGCUAUAACCAUCAUACACAGGAAAAUAAUGAACCUAAUAACCAAGAUCCUUCUACAAUAAGUGAGUGGCAAAUGAAGUCUACUCCUGUAAACGACGCAUUUGGUGCAGAUUUUUCAGCUGUUCAAAAACCGAAAGUUCUAGAUCUAAAAAAAAUUGAUAUUAAUUUACACAAAGUGAUACAUCAAGAACCGUUUCAUUCUACAGUACCACAUUUACAGAAAGUUAAUCUUAUUGGAGAAAAUUCAAAACAUUCAAUGCCUCAAUUAAAUUUACAAGAUAAGACAAACAAAAUUAAAUCAUUAAUUUCUGAACCACAACAUAAGUAUGCCGAUAUAAAACCAGAUCAAUUAUUCAAUGAAAAUCUACAUAACAAAUUAGUUCAACCUUCGCUGACUUUUCCAUUACCUUCUAAAUUUAUUAAAUCUCCCAUAACUCAUUCAUUAUCACGGCCAACUGAAAUACAUAAUACUAAUGUUGAUACGGUAGUGUUAACGACAGAAAAUUACCAACAAAGUAACCCGUCAAAACUGACUCCACAUAAUAUACCGAAUAAAAAUUUUUACCAAAAAGAUUCAAUAGUUGAAAAAAAACCACUUUUGUCUCUUUCGUCGAUUCAGAUUAACAAGCCGAAACCUGUAGAAGUUUCAGAUGAUAAACGUGUACCACCUAUCGCAUAUCGACCUACAUCUCCUCAGUAUAUACAAAUUCCUGAAAUCAAACCAUUACUUAUACCGAUUUUUGUGCGAAAAGAUGUAUCGAUAUCACCACUAAGUGAACGACCACAGUCUAAUAUUGAUUUGUUAUCACAUCCUAAAAUAAUCAAAAACGGUAUUACUGAAUCAACGGCUCAACCAAUCUUAAUUGAAAAAGAAGUUCCAGUAUCUUUGCAACAGAAAAAAAAAACUGGAUUCAUUGAUUGGUUUUUAUCUACAAAAAUUAAGACACCCGACGCAAAAUUGACGCACAAACCGGUUCCAAUUGAAAAAGAAGGUUCUAUCUAUUUUCCAAAUAAAAAACAACAGGAAUUAAUUGAUUUGUCAUCAUCUACACAAUUAAUAAAGACACCUGAUGCAGAAACAGCAUAUAAACCGAAUACAAUAGAAAAAGAAGUUUCAAUAUCUGAAUCAAAUAACCAAAAACAACCGAUAAUUGAUUUAUCACCACAGACUCCGCAAUUUGUUAACACUCCUGAUAAAGAAUCAUUAUAUCAGGCGACGACAGGACAACCAAUAAUACCAAUAAAUGCGCCUUAUGAACAAAAACAAUCAUUAAUUAAUUUGCCAUCGCUUUCUCAAGUGACUGAGACUUUCAACAGCGAAUCAACAUCGCAGAUAGUGCCAAUUCAAAAAGAAGUUUCAACAUCCGCUACAUAUGGACAACCACAGCCAUCUUUUGAUUUUUCACCGCCACCAAUAUUUCAACAACUUAAAAUAAAUAAGGAAAUAUCAAUACCGCUUCCUCCUCAGCAACAAAGGAUUGUUGCACCUCUAGAGCUAAUCAAUUCUUUCAAUCCUAAAUUGAUAUCUCAAAAAAAAAGUGCAUUAUAUGAUCAACAAAAACCAAUCGUUUUGCCAUCACCUCCUCCACUAAUCAAAACUACUACUACAUCAGCGUAUGCCAUUGAAUAUUAAAUAUUUACUAUUUAUUUGUCACAACUUUCAAAACAUUAACAUUUUUGUUUUGCUGGUGUUUUGUGAGUUGAGACAAAAAACAAAGAUGGUUUAAUAUAAUUUAAGACAUUUAAAUUUCUGAUAAAAUAUGAAAAAAAAACAAUUUAAUAAUUAAACAUUUAAUAUUUAAUGUUUAAUUUUAUUAAUUUCAAUUUUUGAACACUUUGUGUUAUAACCUAUAAUCCACGUAUAGAUUUUGUUAUUAUUUGUGGAAGUUUCUUAAUGAAAACAUUUAAAUUUCUUAUAUUAUAUUAAAAUCUUUACUAAUUUUAAAUAUUUAGUAUCUAUAUUAAUUCGAUAGAAAAUAUUUAUGUAAAACAAUAAAAUAUGAAAAAGUCUAUACAAAUUUUAAGUCAUAUUUUUCCUAUAUGUCUUAUUAAAAAUGCAAAUUAUUAUUAUUAUUUGUCAAUUUAAGAAUUAAUAAACUCAAUACUGUUAUUUACUGCACAUGACCAAUAUAUAAAUUAUUUAUGUUACAUUACUAAAAUCGUUUUACAUUGUAAAAUUGGAUGAUGAAGUGUAAGUAUAUUAUUUUUAGUUUCUUAAACAAUUGAUAAAUUCAAAAUUGUAUACAUACCUCGGGUAUUAUUAAAAAAAAAAGGAAUUUUCGCAAGCAAUACGAAUUAUGGAUUUAUAAAAUUCAGAUCCGUUCUUUUUUGUUUUGGUAAAAUGUGCAUUAGAGAUGCUUAUCUAUUGCAUCAGUAUUUCUUAACUUGAUUGUAGUGACUAAAUUUUGAAACACAAAUUGUGUACGCUUGUCUUUUGUGUAUAGACUGCAAUUAUGUUUUGUAAACAAAUUAAAAAAUAA